GCCCAAGGCUGACAAAUGCUUAUUUUCUGUAAAACGAAGUAAACUCAAUAAAACUUUUUCUUAAUCACUUUCUGUUUUGGACUAAGCACUUGGAUACUGUUUGUUUCUGUUGAACUCGUUCUUUUCCUUCAUUAUUUUUGUUCUUUUUUUUUUCUUCUUUCUUGCAAAUUGCAAACAAUUCAAAGUAUCUUAAAGCUAUUUACAUUGGAGUCAUUGCCAUUAUAACAAUCAUUAGAUAUCGUUUUUUAAGAUGUUGUUUAACUCAAUUUCUCGUUUAAAUUUAGGAUCAAUACUCGGCAAAAGAGUGUGGGAGAAUUUGCAUAUAAACAAGCUUCCGUAUUCGAAUUCCUUGAUUCGGAAUAGAACUAUUUCAUUGUCAACCGUUUUUGGUAACCGUUUCUAUGGCACAAAGGUGAGACGAAACUUUUAUGAUAUGUUUCCUGAUGUCGUCUCCAAACCUCCUCCACAAGGACCCUUUGACAUUGAUGCUAAGGCGCUUAGAAGAAGCUACUUGAAACAAGCAAAGUUCAUGCACCCUGACGUUGCUCAAGGAGAAGACCGUAAAGCCAUUGAACUUAAAGCGGCGGAAUUAUCCAAGGCUUACCGAACUUUGCUCUCUCCCUUGAGUCGUGCUGAAUACAUUUUAAGUCUUAACAACGAAAGUGCAGACAGUGAAGAAAUUAAGAACAACGAUCCAGAAUUCUUGAUGCAGAUUUUAGAAGUUCACGAACAAUUACAGGAAGUCGGUUCCUCACCUGACGCGCUAAAUCGACUGAAGCAGGAAAACGAUGAACGAAAGCAGAAUGAAAUUGCAAAUCUGAAGCAAGCGAUGGAGAAGGCUGAUUGGGAACAAGCUCGAUACUUUGUUGCUCGUUUACGCUAUUGGGAAAGUAUCAGUCGUAACAUUCAAGAACUUUAGAAACCAUUCUAUUAUCCGUCUUUGAUAGCGUUGAAUUAUGUAUUAAAUGAUUUUUUCUUAUUUAACAUCUACCUAGAAGCUGAUUAUUUAUGAACCUCUUGCUUAUCGGUUUAAUGAAAGAUAGAUGAGAAAUAAAAAAUAAAUGUAAGAAAAUCCGUAUUCUACCCUAAAUAACAGCUAACAAGAAAGCAGUCCCUACCAA
Schizosaccharomyces japonicus yFS275 is the source of this 1121-nucleotide messenger RNA. RefSeq names its product DNAJ domain-containing protein Jac1. Gene Ontology annotation, biological process: [2Fe-2S] cluster assembly; protein complex oligomerization. The transcript has a single exon. Gene Ontology annotation, molecular function: ATPase activator activity; protein-folding chaperone binding. Lineage: Eukaryota; Fungi; Ascomycota; Schizosaccharomycetes; Schizosaccharomycetales; Schizosaccharomycetaceae. The record is from RefSeq and is a predicted model, not a curated record. Bases 251 to 919 code for a protein of 222 amino acids.